AUGUCAGGGAAGAAAAAGUCGUCGAAAAACAACUCUGGUGAUAACGAAGAGACAAAUGAGAGCUAUUUUCUAUCAUUGAUCAAGAAUGAGCUAGGGAAACUUUCCAAUUCCUUGAGUGCUAAGUUGACCGUCUUGGAGAAGUCUAUCGACAGUGUACGAGAGGGACAAAGUAGCAUUGUGAACUCGCUGUCGUUCCUCAACGAGAAAUUUGAGGAAAUGAAGUUGAAGGCCGAGAAGAUUGAAAAGGAGAACAGAGAACUAAAGGAGCAGAAUAUCUGUCUUCAGAAGAGAUUCAGUGAAUUGACCUUCCAGCUUAACGAUCUUGACCAGUACCACAGGAGGGUCAACUUGGAGGUGGCAGGUGUACCAGAACGACAGGGCGAGGUUCCUGAAAGGAUCGUACUUAAUAUCGCGAAACACAUCAGCCCUGAGCUUGCAGCAUCCGACUUCGAUGUGGUUCAUCGGCUGGGUUCCAAACGCCAAGCUGAUAACAAAGCCCGCCCAAUCAUCGUGCGAUUCACCACAAGACGAGCUCGGAACAUCAUGUAUGAUGGGAGAAGGAAACUGAAGACCCUCUCCACAAAGGAUCUAGGAUACAACAGCGAUGGCAAGAUCUACCUCAAUGAAAACUUGAUCGCUUCCACUAAGGAACUAAUGAAAGAUGUCAACAAGGCCCGCCGAGAUGCCGGAUACAAGUUCCUGUGGACCCAGAAUGGCCGAAUCUAUGUAAGGAAGGAUGAGAAAUGUCAACCCAUCAUCAUUCAUUCCAGAGAGGACUUUUCUAAGCUGUAG
Lytechinus variegatus (green sea urchin) is the source of this 792-nucleotide messenger RNA. RefSeq lists its product as uncharacterized. The transcript has a single exon. Lineage: Eukaryota; Metazoa; Echinodermata; Echinoidea; Temnopleuroida; Toxopneustidae. Bases 1 to 792 code for a protein of 263 amino acids. The record is from RefSeq and is a predicted model, not a curated record.